CCUCUGCGGCUGCUGCUGUGGUCGGUUGAUUUCCUGCUCAGACGCGGCUAGUUCAAGUUGCCAUAGCACAGUGAAGCUGAGGGCUGUUCUUCCGUUAACUAUCACUCACAAACCAACAAACCGACGGCUUCGGUCUUUUAUAUUUACUCCGGUGUCAUGUAUUUCCUGUGUUUCCGCUGUGUUUUGCAGUUUUUUACGGUAUUGUCACGAAGCUAAAUGAGUUGGCUAACGUUCGGUUAGCUAGCUAACGGACAGUAGUUGCCACUUGUUGCUAGCCUGGGGGAGCAUCACCCACAACAAUGCCCAGCGGCGCAGUGAUUGACUGGGAAUGGGACAGUUUGAAUGGCGGUGGUGCUCUGGUCAGAUAGCUUUCUGUCUCCACUGGUUGUUAAGGUAACAAUGACAAACCUCCCGUGUCUGCUAGCGAUGACAGAAACAUCUCGUGUAAAGAAAGUUCAGAACCAGCCCAGUUUGUGCGUUAAUCUGAUUACCAUUGCGGUUAACAGUUAGCGUUUUCACGCAGACGAGGCUAGCGCUGGUCACUAACCGUCAGUUUGCUUAGUCGGGACGUUUUUCAUCUGCCAUGUCCCAAACCAUGGAUACAUCCAGUGAGUCGGAUUCAUACGACAGGACGAGGGUGCACAGGCCGAGGGUCCGUGAAGCCCCCCACAGACCCAGCCGGGACAGGUGCAGGGAGAACGGGAGUGGAGGUGAUGGUCGAGCGGUGGACAUCUCGGAGAAGAUCAGCACAUUGGCGAGCACUUUACAGGACACCAGCAGGAACUUGAGCAAAGUAGACCAGAUGCUGGGUCAGUACAGGGAACAUACAGAUGAUCAGGCUGAAGCCAUGGCCCUGCUCAGGGAGAACCUGGAGGAGUCUAUCAGUCAACUACAGACUCAGAGGCGCGGCAGAUCCAAUGGUGCUCGGAGUGCUUCUGGUUCGGCCUCCACGUUGCACACCAGCGACCUGGACGCUUGCUCGGGAUCAGAUAGCCAGCGAUUCUACCCCACUUCUCCACUGAGGGACUAUACAAGCACUCCAGUAAGGAGAAGGAGGUCUCAGUCUGCCGGUGUUCGCUUCAAGGAAACCAGGGAGGAGGCUGCAGCAGGAGAAGAUAUUCACACUGUGCACCAAUCCCUGAGGGACCUGCGAUGUGACCAGCUGAGACUGUCUGAUGACCUGGAUAGAGAAAUCCUCAGGAGAAAUAGGUCUGAUAUUGACACCAGGCGAGCGAUGGAGAGCCUUGUAGACCACAUGACACCUUCCCAGAGACAGACCUCAGUGUCGUCUCGUGUGGAGCGGCGUCUGCAGGAGCUGGAGAGAGAGAUGAACCCAGAACAAAGCAGCGUGGGGCGCGAGAGAAGGCCCGACCAGCGGGCGGCCAUGUCUGACGAGCUGCAGGAGACUUCAGCGAGACGCCAAGUUCAAGUCCAUGACCGAGAGGAGGCCAUGACAGGCAGGCAACUGAAAGCAGAGAGGGAGAAGUCCAAGAUGGAUCAUGAACUGGAGAGAGCUAGACGACUCCUUGAGCAGUCUGAGGAUAGCAGAGAGUCCCUUGUUCAACAGGUCGAGGAUCUGCGCAGUGAGCUGCUGAGGACGAGAAAGGAGAAGACCGAGCUUGAGAGGGCACGGCUGGAGACUUUUCAGCCCAUUGCUCAGCCACAUGGCAACCACACUGACAGGGAGGAGGGAAGAGGUGGACAGCGAGUGCCAGAUCGUUCAAACCUGGAGAGAGAAGUGGCGGAGCUGCGAGCCCAGCUCAGUGCGUCCUCGGUCCUCAGCGAGGCAGGAGAACUGAAAAGGGCUCUGGACCGCAAGGAGAAGGAGAGACUCCAACUCAGUUUACAGGUGGAGGAAUUGUCAUCAGACCUGGCGCGGCGGGAGCAACAGCAGCUACGAAUGCUGGAGCAGCUCAGGGAGAUACAGACCCGAGGGCAGAUAGAGAGGAGGGAAAUGGAGGCUUUAGUCCAGGAGAGCACCAGGACCAGAGAUGAAUUGAAGACCAGGGCCCAGGAGGCUGUACGCCAGUGGAGGGCAAAGUGCAGGAGAUUGCAGAAGGAGCUGGAGGAAGCGAGAGCCCAGGCUCAAUUCCAUACCGACAAGGCCUCGCAGGCAGCAAGGGAAAAGGAGAGCUCUCAGGCCCAGCUGAAGGCGCUGAGCCAGCAGACUGAAGCAGCCCGCAGGGAGCUCGCUGAAAUCCUAGGCCGCUUGGCCCAGCGUGAAGAAGAGCUCCACCGCAAGGACGUGGAGCUGUCCGAGACCCGCCAGCGCCAGCUGUCACUGGAGCAGGAAAUCCGGGAGGUGAGGGAGGCCUCAGCUGCCCUGCAGGAAGAGACUCGGCGUCAGGCUGCCGUCCAGGCAAGACUGGAGGAAGAGAACCAGAGGCUGGAAGAGCGAGCUGACACCCAAGCUCGACAUCGUCGGAAAGACCAGGACACACAGGCUGAGCUCCAGGCCGCCCUAAAGCAGAUGACCUCAGCCCAUGCUCAGCUAGCCCAGCGGUUGGCCGAGGAGGACAGCUCGAAGAGGGAGCUCCAGAAGGGCGCCUUGGAGCUGCAGGCCAAGCUGGCGGCAGCACAGGAGGAGUGGGCUGCACUGCGGCAACAGCUGCAGCUUGAGAGAGACGUGCAUCAGAAAGAACUGCAUAACAUGAAGGCGAUGAUGGAGGACAGCAGGACGAAGAAGGAUCGUGAAGUGCAGGACAUGCUGAAGCUCUGCAGGCAGGAGCGGGAUGAAAUACAAGCACACCUGAAGGAGGUUAAGGCAGAUGCAGCGUCAGACAAGGAGCUGUGUGGGGCGCUGCACAUCAAGUUGGACAGGAUGAAGGAUGAGUGUGAUAAACUGGCAGAGCAGCUGAGCACAAAAGAUGAGGCACAUGCGCAUCUCCACAGAAAAUACCAGCUACUCAAACAGGAGCUGGAUGACAAAGUCAGGUCAGGUGAGCGGAGACGUGCCUCAGAGUCGGAGCUUGUUAAGCUGGAGGAGAAGGUGUUGCGGAUGGAAGCGGAGCAACAGGCAGUCCUUACCUCCAUGGGUGAGGAGCUAGAUGCAGCUUGUCACAGCCUGGCUAGGAACGGUGAAGAUAAACUGCAGGCGAUCUCCCAGAAACCUGGAUUAGUGAAAGACCCCCACCGCUGGCUUGCUGAGACAAAGACCAAGCUCCGCUGGCUGUGUGAGGAGGUGCGGGAGGGCAGCAUGAGAGAACGCCGUCUAAAGAAGCAGCAUCAGCAAACCCGGGAUCAACUGCAGGCACUCAGGCAGAGCCGGGACUCAGAGCAAGCGGCUCUCCUGCAGCGCCUGGACCAACAGGAGAAGCUGCUGCACUCCCUCAGCACUGAGAAGAGAGAGCUGUUGGAGAGGAGUCGUGGGAAAGAGGAAGAAAUGAGGAGCCUUCAGGACCGUGUAUUGGACCUAGAGAUGAACACACGAGUGGCCCUGAACCACUUGGAGGCAAUUCCAGAGAAACAAUGUCUGAUGGAGAACUUCAAAGAUUUGGAGGAAUCACAGCGACAGAGGGAAAUGGUAGAGCAGCGCUACACCAAAUACAAAGAGAUCGUUUGGGACCUACAGCACCAACUUGACGAGUCCAAGCGCAGAAUCCAGGAGUACAGAGACGAGAAGCUGGACGCCACUUCCAGGAGCCUGAAACUUGCUGCUCUUUCUUCCUCCAUCAAAGGCAGCAGCACGUUCCUCAGCAGCACGCUGAGAUCUGACACCCUGUCUCCUCACAAACGCCUGACCAGUUCAGACUUGGACGACUCUGCAGUCAACGGGGCCAGACCCCUGUCAGAUUAGCUCGACCUUAAGUGAACCUUUUAUCUGUAUCUCUACAAAGCCAAACACACGGUGCUUACAGCUGAUUCUACCGGCCUGGUGCUCAUCCAGAACAAAGAACUUGACCGAACCAGACGGCCCAACGCUCAACACUAAUCCUCCACGACUACCUCAGCCAGGUAAUCACUGAAGGUGCUCAGGAGCGGGCGGGGGGAAACUGUGACAUUUCACAUCAAACUCUGAGACUUUGAGAAAUAAGUUUGGACACUGUAAAGAAGGAAAUACUGUGUUUAAAGUGUUUAAAUGUUAUUUAUAAGAACCUGAGUUGAAUGUAUUUAAUUGAUUGGAAGAAGGUCAAACCAAAUAGUUCCUCUGUUACAUUUCUUGCCACUGUUGAAACGAUUUAACUGAAACAGAUGUUUUGAAUACUGUUUACCAUUUGACCGAUCUAUACUCUUAUUAUAAUGCAUUUUAUAAUAUCUGUCGUAACAUCAUUUACUAUAACUCUGCUGGUGCCUUUUGAAUAAUAUGCAGUUUUUAAUGAUACACUGUUUUCUCUUCAUCAUGAAAAUGUGACAGAUUUUUUUGUUUUUCCUUUUUUUUUUUAUGUAUUGGCCAAUUUUCUUUAUGACUUUCUGUUUUUUAUAUAUUUGUAAAAACAAACAAUAAGCACAAAGAGAUGUCAUCUAUUUUUUAUGAAAUACGAAGGAAGUGUACGCACUAUGAAUAAAUCCCCCAUGCAUCUAAA
Molecule: messenger RNA, 4523 nt
Organism: Acanthopagrus latus (yellowfin seabream)
Lineage: Eukaryota; Metazoa; Chordata; Actinopteri; Spariformes; Sparidae
Product: centrosomal protein of 128 kDa-like
Exons: 25
Coding region: 584-3796 (1070 amino acids)
Source: RefSeq, a predicted model, not a curated record